AUGGCAAAGCCCUUGGUUGACAACUCACCGUCUCUACCCGACUCAGAAUAUGCCAAGAUACUGCAGAGCGAAAUUCCUAAUUUGCCUAUCAGGUACUGGCAGUCACUGAACAACAAAUUUCCUGCCAAGAAUGCCACAUGCGCCAUUUUCCCCUCGCUCAUUGAUUUGCAAUUUAAUAAUGUGUACUGGCAAACUUUGAAGACAUCAAAUGGAACUUUCCACCUCUACGGUGCCUACUACGAUAACAGAACUCUAUUAGCUAUGGAACCUGUUGUUAGGAUGCUUGGUAUGAUUAAUAGAAUUGAGCCAACAGUGCAAACAAUUUGCCAGUUGUGGUUUGAUGGAUUGGAGGCUCCUGUUUUUGCCGAGGUUUUUAAGUAUCAGUUCGUUUGGUUAAAAGAGUGGGGGAAUCACAAGAAAGGACUUUUCCAGCCUUACUUGUGGUCUUGCAAAAUUCCAGUUGACUAUCGCCAUCUUGUACCAGAAUCAGUGUCACUCGUUGAAAAACCUUGCGACAUGGCCGUCACUAACUUGAUGGUAAUUAACAACUUGCCUGAGGGCGGAAAAAAAGGUGAAUUUGCGGUGUGCGUGAAGAGCCUUGAUUUCCCGAAAGAGGAUUUAAGUGUGAGACUCGUGGAGUGGUUCGAGACGCUGCGCCACCUCGGCGCCGAGAAAAUAUUUCUCUAUGAACUGGAAGUUCAUCCGAACAUCACAAAAGUUUUGAAUUACUACAAGAAAUUGGGUUUGAUAGAGGUGAUAUCGAUCACUCUACCGGGCUAUCAACCUAACAUCAAGGGAAUUAGACACAUGUAUUUGAUGAAACGAAUCACGAAUAAAUAUCAAAACGAGUUAAUUCCAUACAACGAUUGUCUGUAUAAAAACAUGAACAAGUUCAAGUUCAUAGCUCUGCUUGACAUUGACGAAAUUAUCAUGCCAAAAGGAAGCAAUAUGCUAUGGAAAGAUCUCAUGGAAAAAAUAAAAAAAACGGCACAAGGAGGACAAAACAUCGAAUAUUCAUCAUACGACUUUCGCAAUGUCUACUUUUUUGACACGCUGAAAUCGAGAAACGCAGAUCACGUACGCCCCAACGACAUACCUCACUAUAUGCACAUGUAUCAACACGUUUACCGAGCGAUGAACCACUCGCAACCUGGUCAUUAUAUCAAGUGUUUCCAUAAUACAGAACGGGUGAUGACUUUACACAAUCAUUAUCCACUUGCUUGUAUAGGUGGGGGUUGCUUAUCUUACUCUGUUGACACCGACGACGCGCAACUCCAACACUACCGAGCGGACUGCGUAGCAGAACUCAUGAGUUCGUGCGACGGUUUCAAGAAUUUCAACGUGCGCGACGAUGCGAUCUUGAGGCACAAAGAACCUGUCAUAUCCAGAGUUAUCAACAGCCUCAGUACUUUGGGGUUCUUCUAG
Molecule: messenger RNA, 1425 nt
Organism: Hyalella azteca
Lineage: Eukaryota; Metazoa; Arthropoda; Malacostraca; Amphipoda; Hyalellidae
Exons: 1
Coding region: 1-1425 (474 amino acids)
Source: RefSeq, a predicted model, not a curated record